Molecule: messenger RNA, 1326 nt
Organism: Leguminivora glycinivorella
Lineage: Eukaryota; Metazoa; Arthropoda; Insecta; Lepidoptera; Tortricidae
Product: cell wall protein DAN4-like
Exons: 4
Coding region: 41-1285 (414 amino acids)
Source: RefSeq, a predicted model, not a curated record
UUCAUUAGUCGGGCCAAAUAGUCCAACGGACAACGUCAAUAUGGAGAAAUCAUUGUGUUUGUUACUUGUUUUGUGUAGUGCGUUAUUGGAAGUUCAAAGUUUAGAAUGCUACGUCUGUGAUAACUGCUCUAAAGCCAAACUAGAUGACAUAAAAACUUGUGGGCCUACAAUGAUUUCCGGGCUAUCGACUACUAUUCUGCCGAUAACAGAAUCUUCCGUCACUACAACAGUGACGACAAGACUUCCAACCACUUCUACGUCAACUACACUUAAACCUACAACAGUAGCUGUAUCGGAAUUUACGACUACUUCAACAACAAUUACUACAGAAGCUAUAAGUACCUCCACGACGACAGAAGCUCCUACUACAACAGAAGCAGGACCUACUUCCAUAGAAUCUACAACGACGCCAAUAGUAGGUUCCUCAACAGCGAAAGCUGCGGUGGUAUCUUCAAAUACUGCAGAUUCUAUACCUUUAUCUACCGACACUAUUUCUGAUUUACCAAGCACGGCUACAGAAUCCCAACAAAUCACACCAGCCACAGAUGCUGCAAUCACUUCAGCAUCAAUGAUAACCUUAACAGAUGCUACAAUAAGUUUCAUAACAUCUUCUACGGAACCUGCAAUAUUUAAAGAAACAUCCGAAGCAGUAAUCAUAACAGAAAAAGAGCCUAUUCCAACAGACAGUGAAAUUUUAUAUAUUUCUUCAAUACCUACAAGACCGCCAUCGUCAGUGCCAGUUGCAACUUUUCCUGUAACCGAACCUACAAUCCAGACGUUUUCAACAUUGCCUACAUUAGCAGAACAGAACACAGAACAAGCAGUACAGAAUAUUCCUAAUAUUCCAAUACUGUCUCCGGUAGCUGCAGAGCCCAUGGCCGCGAAUGAAUAUAUGACACGGAGACCUACGAUUAAUAAUCUCAGGCCUGAAAAAGAAACAAAUGCUACAUCCAGUUCAAGAAGAAUGAGGUCCUCGUCUGAGCCGUGUGCGUGCAAACAUGAAGAAAAAUGUGACUGUUCAACCCACCAACGAUCGAAAAGAUACACUUUGAGAGGUCUGGGCUUGACGAUGGAACCCGAAUACGUUUGCUUCGUGGAUAAAUACAAAAUAAACGAGACGGAGAUCGUGAAAAGAGGAUGUGCCAUCAAGGAAGCAGACGAAAAGACUUUAUGCACGAAACUGGGCUUCGGACGUGAAUGCAAGAUCUGCGACACCCACCAAUGCAACAGUGCUGCCAUCUUACAAGCUUCUGUACUGUUAAUGUUUAGUCUGUGCUUCAUUUGAUACUUUUUUUAUUGCUGUGACAAUAAAUUGUAUUUAUUUGU